AUGGGGAUCCCUGUUUGUGGCGAUAUGGUUACAGAUAUCAUACCAACCCGAGUCGAGCUGCUCUCGGAACUCGCGGGUAGUCUUGGUCCACUGGACGAGCUCAUGGUCACAGGACACAAAGAACUCGUCGUCGAUGAUCCGGCCCUUCCACCGAUCCAGGCACCCAAACGGCUGGCCCCAAUCCACCCUAUCCAUAUCCAGCACUCAAAUCACUGCAAAGCAGCAUCUCUCCUCUUCGGACUGAACUAUCGGUCCCCACUAGCAUUCGGCACUCCUAGCAACCCAAGCAGCAACCUCGACCGCGGCUCCGGCCUCGUCCUCAGAUGGUCUGCAAGCAGCUUCCGAAACGCCGCCGCCGACAGAUCCCGCGCGGCGCGGACGACGUGCUUCAGCACCGUGAUCCAAUGGAUAACAGGAUCGACGUCGAGCGUGCCCUGCAUGACGCGAAAUUCGACCGUCUACAUCUCCUUCAUGAAGACGGUGCGCUCCUUCGUGUGCUUGCCGCCACACCAGCCCAGGCCGGCACGGCUGGCGCAGCUCCUCCUUGAGCCCGCUAAGACCCUCGCAUAG
Molecule: messenger RNA, 570 nt
Organism: Anthostomella pinea
Lineage: Eukaryota; Fungi; Ascomycota; Sordariomycetes; Xylariales; Xylariaceae
Source: the annotation of a GenBank genome assembly